Phoenix dactylifera (date palm) is the source of this 3461-nucleotide messenger RNA. Its product is annotated as sucrose-phosphate synthase 4. NCBI's taxonomy places the organism in Eukaryota, Viridiplantae, Streptophyta, Magnoliopsida, Arecales, Arecaceae. Gene Ontology annotation, biological process: sucrose metabolic process. The record is from RefSeq and is a predicted model, not a curated record. Gene Ontology annotation, molecular function: sucrose-phosphate synthase activity.
CAACUCGGUUUCCAACCACAACCACACCCCACUCCAAUCUCAUUCCUCUCUCUCUCUCUUCCUUAAUAAUUUCCAAGAAAAAUAUUCUCCAUUUUAUAUUUCUUUGUUUCCCCAAGUCCAACUUCUUUUUAUAAAAGUCCAAGAAAAAGGAGCGAAAGAGAGGAAAAGAAACCAAGGGGGCGAGGAGGGGAAGAGAUGGCGGGAAACGAGUGGCUCAACGGCUAUCUGGAGGCCAUCUUAGACGCCGGCGCCAAACGGUCCGUUGGCUCUCGGCAACGGAGCCACCCGUCGGCGUUGGAGAAAGAAGAACUCGGCAACGGAAAAGAACCAGGAUACAGUCCUACCAAAUACUUCGUGGAGGAAGUCGUCGACCGAUGUGACGAGACUGACCUCCACAAGACCUGGAUCAAGGUGGUGGCAACAAGGAACAGCCAGGAGCGUAGCAACCGGCUGGAAAACUUGUGCUGGAGAAUUUGGCAUCUGGCUCGCAAAAAGAAGCAGAUCAAGCGGGAUGAUGCACAACGGCUGGCUAAAAGACGAGAGGAGCAAAGACGAGGAAGUAAGGAUGCGGCGGAGGAUAUCUCCGAGUUGUCCGAGGAGGAAGGGAGACAAGGGAUCACAGAGAUCUCCAAAGAUUGUGCUGUAAUGUUGCGUAUUGAUUCAGAUAUAAAGAUGUGGGAGGAGGAUGGUGGGAAGAGCAACCAUCUCUACAUCGUGCUCAUCAGUUUGCAUGGACUAGUACGUGGAGAGAACAUGGAACUAGGAAGAGAUUCGGACACAGGAGGGCAGGUAAAAUAUGUGGUGGAGUUAGCCCGGGCUCUGGCUGCCACCAAGGGAGUCUACCGUGUGGACCUCCUGACUCGCCAAAUUUUGGCCCCACAAGUUGACUGGACCUACGGUGAGCCGGUCGAGAUGCUGACCCGUCCGUCCGAUCGUGAUCCAAGCAUUGAUGGUGAUUCCUGUGGGGCCUACAUAAUUCGACUGCCAUGUGGACCUCGAGAUAGGUACUUGCCCAAGGAGUCUCUGUGGCCGCACCUCCCUGAGUUUGUGGACCGGGCCUUGGCCCACGUUACAAACGUUGCUCGGGCCCUGAGUGACCAGAUUGGUGAGGAUGGCAGUGCCAAGCCUGCAUGGCCUUACGUGAUCCAUGGUCACUAUGCAGAUGCCGGCGAGGCGGCGGCCCGCCUCUCGGGUGCCCUCGGCGUGCCUAUGGUGAUGACAGGCCACUCAUUAGGCCGGAACAAACUUGAGCAACUCCUCAAGCAAGGCAGGCUAAGCAGAGAAAAUAUCAACUCCACAUAUAGAAUCAUGAGAAGGAUCGAGGCCGAGGAGGCGGCGCUCGAUGCAACCGAGCUGGUUGUCACCAGCACUCGCCAGGAGAUCGACGAGCAGUGGGGGAUUUAUGAUGGUUUCGAUAUAAGAUUAGAAAGGAAGCUCAGGGUGAGGAGGAGGAGAGGUGUUAGUUGCCUUGGCCGUUACAUGCCUCGGAUGGUGGUAAUACCACCAGGGAUGGAUUUCAGCCAUGUGAGCACUCAAGAGUCGGAAGGGGAUGGCGAUCUCUCAUCGUUGAUCGGCUCGGAUAGAACUCAGGGCAAGAGAGAUUUACCUCCCAUAUGGUCUGAGAUAAUGAGGUUCUUCACAAACCCUCACAAGCCUAUGAUCCUUGCCCUAUCUCGGCCCGACCCGAAGAAGAAUGUCAUGACACUGCUCAAGGCAUUUGGCGAGCACCGCCCCCUUCGAGAGCUUGCAAACUUGACACUGAUACUGGGCACCAGAGAUGAUAUCGAAGAAAUGUCGGGCGGCGGGGCGGCGGUUUUGACGGCGGUCCUCAAGCUUAUUGACAGGUAUGAUCUCUAUGGUCAGGUGGCAUACCCCAAGCACCACAAGCAGAGUGAUGUUCCUCACGUAUACCGUCUUGCAGCAAAGACUAAGGGAGUCUUCAUCAAUCCGGCCCUGGUUGAACCUUUUGGCCUCACUCUCAUAGAGGCGGCUGCUUAUGUUCCGGUCGUCGCAACCAAGAAUGGGGGACCAGUAGACAUAAUCAAGGCACUGAACAAUGGCCUCCUGGUGGAUCCCCAUGACCACCAUGCCAUGUCCGAUGCACUCCUGAAGCUGGUCUCCAGCAAAUCCCUCUGGCUGGACUGCCGCCGCAGCGGCCUCAGAAACAUCCACCGCUUCUCCUGGCCGGAGCACUGCCGCCACUACCUCUCCCACGUCGCCCACUGCCGAACCCUCCACCCCACCACCCGCCUCGACGUCGCGCCACGCCUCCCCGACGAGCCCCUCACCGACUCCCUCCGCGACGUCGCCGACGACCACGACCUCUCCUUCCGCUUCUCCCUCGACGCCGCCGCCGCCGCCGAUCUCAAACCCAACGGCACCGACGUCGCCGCCAUCCUCGAAGCCCUCCAUCGCCACCGUCCAGACCGCACGCACGCCGCAACCAGCGCUCCCGUCGAUUACUCCCCAGGCAGGAGACGCGAGCUCUUCGUGAUCGCCGCUGAUUGCUACGAUGAAAAGGGACGGCUGGUGAUCGACGAUUUAGAGGGCACCAUCAGAAAGGUCAUGGCGGUUGGUGGUCCUCGAACGGGGUACGUGCUCUCCACGGGGUCUACGAUCAUGGAGACGGUCGAGGCGUUGAGAUGCUGCCACGUGGAUCCAACGGAGUUUGAUGCGUUGAUCUGUAGCAGCGGGAGCCAGGUGUGCCAUCCCUGGAGGGAUCUGAUUGCCGACACGGAUUAUAAUACACACGUGGAGUACAGAUGGCCUGCAGAGCAUGUGAAGUCCGCUGUGCUGCGAUUGGCGAUGAUGGAUGGGGCCGAGGGGGAUGAUCUGACCGUUGACGAGCAGGCUUGCAGUUCGCGCUGCCAUGCUUACUCUCUCAAGGCUGGAGCUAAGGUUUGGAAGAUUGAUGCUAUUCGACAAAGACUUCGGAUGCGUGGCUUCCGAUGCAACCUAGUGUACACACAGACAUGCACACGCUUGAAUGUGAUUCCUCUAUUUGCAUCAAGGUCACACGCAUUAAGGUAUUUAUCAAUAAGAUGGGACAUUGAUCUUUCAAAAGUGGUGGUAUUUGUGGGAGAACAAGGGGAUACAGAUCAUGAAGAGCUCCUUCCUGGUCUCCACAAGACUUUAGUACUCAAAGGCUUGGUUAAACAUGGGAGUGAGAAGCUUCUACGUGAUGUCAACAGUUACAAGAGAGAAGAUGUAGUCCCCUUGGAUAGCCCGAACAUUGUCUCUCUAGCCGAAGGUUACGACGUUUCCGAGAUGCAAACUAGUAUUGAGAAAAUUGGGACGAGAUAUAUUAAUUUUUGAUACACUGAUGCAGAUAUUAUUGUCACAGAUACAUUUGCUUGGCUAACCAAGCAAAUAUUAUAGUAACUGGUAUGUAAGUUGAUGUACAAGUGGUUGUAGACUCUGGUUUACAAGGAGCAAUCUUAUGAACAACUACAAAAGGAUUU